Williopsis jadinii is the source of this 3696-nucleotide messenger RNA. RefSeq lists its product as uncharacterized. The transcript is spliced from 2 exons. The coding region runs from base 9 to 3476 and encodes 1155 amino acids. The record is from RefSeq and is a predicted model, not a curated record. Gene Ontology annotation, biological process: cell adhesion. Lineage: Eukaryota; Fungi; Ascomycota; Saccharomycetes; Phaffomycetales; Wickerhamomycetaceae.
AAGGGAGUAUGAAGUUUCUCACAAGUGUGCUUUCCACCUUUCUUUUGGCAGCAUCAUGUGUGUGUGCAAAAGAGGUUGAUGGUGUUUUCACCUCAGUGAACCGGAUCGCCAAGUCCAGGCAAUACCAAUCAUCGACACAGAUUCCUUUUGACUGGUAUGACGUCGAAGUGGGAUGGACCAUCGACACAAGCAAAAUCGACACUGGUGAUACCUUCAGUUUGACCAUGCCAUAUGUCUAUCAAGUGAGAAUUCUGAACAACGGUGUUUUGCGUACUUACUUUGAUAUCACCAGUGAUGAUAAAGUCAUUGCCUCUUGUGAAGUUGACAAUGCGGGUGGAAGAUCCCUUGAGACUACCGUCACCUGUACUUUGACUGCUGAUCUCUCCUCAUACACAACCUUUUCCGGUACUGCUGAUUUCCUCAUUGUCUUCGACGCUGGUGGAAGAACAGAGACCAUCGACUGUGCUAAAAAAUGGACUGCUGGCUCGAACGGCGUCACUCUCAACGGUGAUCUAACCUCCCAUGUCUCGUUUUCAGGUAUCAACACCAGUGGACGUCAAUUCAUUUCCAGAAUUACCAUGAGAGGUGACACCUUCUAUUACUACGCUGCUCCAGCACAGUUGUGUAGAGGUGGUGCCAUCUCCAGUGGUACUUUCACCUUUGAGAUUGAAGACUUCGGUUAUGAACUCAAGCUUGAAGAUGUUGAGGCUCACUACACUAACCAAUUCAACUCUUUUGGUUUCCCAACUUCAUACAACAACUUGGCCAUUACUUCGAAAACAUUGAGCGGAAACAAGAGAAGAGUCACUGUCCAAUUCGGCGCUAUUCCAGCAGGCUCGCGUUUUUGGUUCUCGGAUUACAGCAAUAAGCUUGAUCAAAGCUACAAAUUUUACACUGUUGUUGACGACAUAAAAGUUGUCUGUCAAGGUAGAGGCAUAGAUGGUGCACGUGAAAUUACAAGGUUGACUCCAGUGAGGGGUUGUGCUGGAGGUGAUGGUGAUGGUGUUCAAAAGCCUGUUACAAUCACCACAACUAGCACAUGGACUGAAUGUAGUACAGCAACAAGAUUUGUUACAGGUACUAGUUCCACGGUUACCCAAAUCGUUGUCCUACCAACGACUGUUUGUCCAUCAACUAGUGCCACUCCAUCGACCACUGCUAUUCCAUCUUCCAGCGCUGUUCCUUCUACCAGUGUCAUUCCAUCAACUAGUACUGUCCCAAGUUCCUCUGAUGUUUCAUCCUCUUCAGUAUUUGAAUCAACAACUGCUUUAGCGCCGGACUCUACUGUUUCAUCCGUUUCAUCUUCUUCUGAGGCUUCAUCUUCUUCUGAAGGUUCAUUCUCUGAGAUUCCAGCCUCCUCUGAGAUUCCAGCCUCCUCUGAGAUUCCAUCCUCCUCUGAGAUUCCAUCUUCGUCUGAGACUCCAUCUUCUUCUGAAGUUGCAUCUUCUUCUGAGAUUCCAUCUUCUUCUGAGAUUCCAUCAUCUGCUGAAGGUCCAUCAUCGUCUGAGAUUCCAUCAUCUGCUGAGAUUCCAUCAUCCCCUGAAGGUCCAUCUUCUUCUGAGAUUCCAUACUCUUCUGAGGGUCUGUCUUCUUCUGAGAUUCCAUCAUCCGCUGAAGUUGCAUCUUCUUCUGAGAUUCCAUCCCCAUCUGAAGUUCCAUCUUCAUCCAAAGGUCUGUCUUCUGAAGUUGUGUCCUCUUCACCAUUUGUAUCAACGACUACUUUAGCACCGGCCUCCACCAUUUCAUCGGUUCCAUCCUCUGCUGAAGGUCCAUCCUCUGCUGAAGGACCAUCUUCGUCUGAGAUUCCAUCCUCUUCUGAGAUUCCAUCCUCUUCUGAGAUUCCAUCAUCUGCUGAGAUUCCAUCAUCUGCUGAAGGUCCAUCUUCUUCUGAAGUUGUAUCUUCCUCUGAGAUUCCAUCUUCUUCUGAGAUUCCAUCAUCUGCUGAAGGUCCAUCAUCUGCUGAAGUUCCAUCUUCUUCUGAAGGUCCAUCUUCUUCUGAGAUUCCAUACUCUUCUGAAGUUCCGUUCUCUUCUGAGAUUCAAUCCUCAUCUGAAGUUGCAUCUUCUUCUGAUAUUCCAUACUCUUCUGAGGGUCUGUCUUCUUCUGAGAUUCCAUCUUCCUCCGAAGUUGCAUCUUCUUCUGAGAUUCCAUCAUCUGCUGAAGUUGUAUCUUCGUCUGAGAUUCCAUCUCCUUCUGAGGGUUUGUCUUCUUCUGAAGUUGCAUCCUCUUCUGAGAUUCCAUCAUCUGCUGAGAUUCCAUCAUCUGCUGAAGUUCCAUCCUCAUCUGAAAUUCCAUCUUCAUCCGAAGAUUCCACCACUUCGACUACUGCAGCAAGUAUCUUCACUACGACUGUUACUUAUCCUGAGUCAGCGGUCAAAGUCACUACUACUGUUCCUGGUCAUGAUGGAGAAACUGUUAUUACUACAGUAACCUACCCAGUUUCUACGGUCAUUGUUACUACAACCGCUUUUGGUCCGGCCACCACCGAUGAGACCACCACCGAUGUGACUACCACCGAUGAGACCACCACCGAUGAGACCACCACCGAUGUGACUACCACCGAUGAGACCACCACCGAUGUGACUACCAGAGGUGGCAAUGUUCAGACCGCCACAAUUACCUAUCCUCAAUCCAUUAGAACUGUCACAACCACUGUUACAGGAUCAGAUGGUGAAGCUGAUAAAACAGUGACCUCUGUACUUACUUAUCUGGAAUCCACUGUUGUUGUAACAACAACUGCUCCUGCUCCUGAAGUCACUGACAACAGCGCCGAGGGUACAGAGAUUUUGACUACUGUUACCUAUCCACAAUCAGUUGUCACUAUCAUUACAUCUGUUCCAGAUUCAGGUUCUGAUGAAGUUGAAACUAUUACGAUCACCUACCCGGGAUCUACAGCUAUCAUCACAAAGACCAUCCCAGUAGGUGAUGCUACUAGUGAGAUUCCUACAGGUGGUUCCGGUGAGAAUGUGACUCCAAGUGAGCAAGCCACGGUAACACAGACCACUUUAUUGACUUCUACAUAUGACGGUGGUUCUUCAUCCGAGACUGGCUCUGGUUCAGGUUCAGGUUCAGGCUCAUCCAGGACUUCAGAAGCUGGUUCAGGUUCAGGUUCAGGUUCAGGUUCAGGUUCAGGCUCAUCCAGUACUUCAGAAGCUGGUUCAGGUUCAGGCUCUACCUCAUCCACGACUUCAGAAGCUGGUUCAGGUUCAGGCUCUACCUCAUCCACGACUUCAGAAACUGGUUCAGGCUCAGGCUCAGGCUCAGGUUCAGGCUCUACCUCAUCCACGACUUCAGAAACUGGUUCAGGCUCAGGCUCAGGCUCAGGCUCAGGAUCAGGCUCUACCUCAUCCACGACUUCAGAAGCUGGUUCCUCUUCUACUGCUUCUGUUGAAGUCUCAGAAAACUCUGGUUCAAUUGUCCGCACAACUGCCUUCAGUACUGUGGUCAGUGUAAUUAUCACUUUGUUCCUCGUUUAAAUAUCUUCAUUGAACUUUCUCUCUGUGAUAUUGUCCUUUUCUAGCUCAUUUCAACUCAUGUGCUGUAUUUUUGUUUCUUAACCAGCUAGUGGACUUCUUACAAGUCAGCUAUUUCCUUGAAUAUUUUGUGAGCCAUUGAGCUGUUAAAUACCCUCAACUACUUUCUUAGUUGAUAAACUGUUUCAUCUUUCUUUUCUUCAGGUGAAAACUAUAACUCUUC